CACCGACUCCUUCACGGAUUCCGGAUCUUCUUUGGCCUGUACUUAAGUGAAAUCCCGCUUCGAACCCGCCAAUUAGGGUUUCUUUCCGCCCGUUUGAUUUGAAUGACCGAAACCCCCCAAAAAGGGGCAACUUUCCCGAGGCCAUCAAACCCAUCCCGCCUCAAAUGUCGGAGGGCAACCGGCGGCCGACUCCACCACACCGACCCAGGCCGCGCCUCCCUUGUUCUCCUUCUUCCCAGUUCAACGGUACCGGCUGGCUCGCGCGCGGCGCCGUUGACGCUCGUGGAUCGGUCUCUGCUGCUUAGUAGUGGCCCCUGCACGGAAAAAGUCUCUGCCUUCCUUCCCAAGAAAACGUGGGCAAUCAUGAAGAUUCAAGACGAAGAAGAGAUCAAAUACUACUGAGCCUACCUCCUCCUGCUCGUCCUCCUUAGCGUGUUCUCCAAUCUCGAUCUGGUGAGCGAGUUAGUAGCUGCCGGUUCGUUUGGAUGCCCAGCAUGGCGGCGAUGGCAUUGGAGCGGCUGUUGGAGCCAAACGGGGGUCAAUCCGCCGUCGCCUUCUCUGCCUCCGACCGAGAUCUCCAAGCCGAGGAUGACGACAACAGCAAGAAGUAUCUCUCGGCUCGUCAGCAACUCUUUCUUUUCUCCCCGGAGCUCGCUUUCCCUAAUUCCUUCCCACCCUCUCGCGACUCCUCCCCCUCCGCCUUCCCUCGUGUCCUUAACGGAAAUAUUUGUAGCCUGAGCAGCAACAACACCGGCGCCUGGCCCGUCUCUUCAGGUUGUGGUGGCUUCCGGUUUCAGCGGAAGCGUGAUGCUCAUCGGGGAGUUGAGUUUUGCUUGGCUGCAGGGAAGCUGCCGAUGGACAGACGUAAAGGCAACGAGGAGAGCGGCCGCUUGGAUGCCUCUUGCAGAGGGGAGGAGAAGGGAACAAAUGGACUGGAAAGGGAAGUCCUGGACAGGGACGUUGGUGAAGAUGACGAUGAAGAUGGUUUCUGGAGCCCUCGUGAGACAAGGAGCGUUACGAGCUGCUGCAGUGGCGAAAGCUCCGCAGGAUUUGGGAGCCGCACACCUAACCAUACCGAAUUCUAUGAUGCCAUUGAAGAUUUCAUCUCAGAUGGUUCUGCUUCACAGUCAUCUCUGUCCUCGAGUAUAAAAUAUGAAAAGGAACUAUGCACUUUACGGGUCGACCUUAUUGAAGAGAUUGAGAGACGAAAGACAACUGAGAUGGCCCUUCUCCAUAUGCAGACCCAGUGGGGGAGAUUAGCAGAGAGUCUGUCUCAAAUUGGAGUUACAUAUCCUGUAAGCCAGCAAGCUGGAGGAUUUCAGCUUGAGAUAGAUCCUGCAGAACUCUGCCAGGAGAUUCUAGUUACAAGAUAUGUUUCUGAAGCUGUUGAAAGGGGUUUGGCCCGGGCUGAAACUGAAGCAGCUGCACAGGCAGUUGUUGAUAUGAAGAACCAUGAGAUAUCUCGGCUGCGAGAACGAAUUCACUAUUAUGAGGCUGUGAACCGUGAGAUGUCACUGAGGAAUCAGGAAAUCAUCAAGUUGGCUCGCCAAAAUCGUGUAAGAAGAAGACGGCAACGAAGAUGGAUUUGGAGCGGCCUCGGCUUGGCUGUCCUUGUUGGUGCUUCUAUGCUUGCAUCCUCACAUCUAGGGUACACUGUCGACGACCUGCUUACCUUGGUCUACCAUAAUUCUGAGGAUGCAUCUUGCGAUGGUUCAGAUUGACGUACCUGCUUUUAGACUGUUAAUAUAGCUUUGUGUCUUAGAUCAUAGAAUCAAAUGUAGUGCAGUCGAAGCUUCUCUUAUGAAGCUAAACCUCGUGUUAAAAUUAUCUGUCAUCCUUAGAGUUUGAAUGAUUAGAAUAUGUAGAUUUUUGCAGUA
Molecule: messenger RNA, 1877 nt
Organism: Musa acuminata subsp. malaccensis (wild Malaysian banana)
Lineage: Eukaryota; Viridiplantae; Streptophyta; Magnoliopsida; Zingiberales; Musaceae
Source: RefSeq, a predicted model, not a curated record